ACUUGUGGUCUACUGAGAUUUGAAGGGCAUGUGUCCGCAACACAUUCCAUCUUUCGUGCAGGUUGCUUCCCACUACUAGGUAGGGGUCCAUUGUGCAGCGCCUGGUGAGUCGGGUUUGGUUCUUUAUUGGGCCCAGCUGACCCCUUGAAUCGCCAAUAAGAAUAGCCUGCUUUCUUGCCCUUUUUUUCAUGCGACUCAAUCAUUAUUCAGCAGUACAAGGUGAACCUCAUACCCAGAGAGAGAGAGAGAGAGAGAGAGAGCUGAACUAUCUUGAGAUACUCCAAAAGAAGAAGAGCAACAAGAAGGUACAGUUUAAAGAGCGAUGAAGGCGAAAGGUGGUAGCAUUGGAGGCACUAAAAGAAGGUUUUCUUGUAAAGCCAGGCUUGGUGAAUUCCUCAAAGAAGGACGAGGUAGGCUGUACAUAAUAAGGAGAUGUGUUGUUAUGCUUCUCUGCGGGCACGAUUAAGAUCCUAGGUGUGUCCGUGUGUAUAGCAAAAGUCUGGGUUAGUCCUCUUUCCUAUUUUUUAUGUUAAUAUAUGCCUUUUGGCUUUAACUUACAUCAUAAUUAAAGAUUAGAUUAGCUUAGAUGAGGAAGUUUGUUCAGUGUUCUCCAAUUUUUUUGUUUGAACCACCUAAAUCUGGCUGGGAUCGGAAAACUACUGCAAUAUGUGAUUAUGUUCAGAUUAUCAAACCCUUGUUUGUGGAGAAGCAGAAAGCAGAAUGUCUUCAGACAUGAAAGCUGUAUUAAUUAAUUUGUUUAGCUUUUGCAAGAUAAUUUUGGCUACAAUAGACUUGUGUGGUGAUGUUUGGGCAAAAACAAAGAGAA
Molecule: messenger RNA, 826 nt
Organism: Tripterygium wilfordii
Lineage: Eukaryota; Viridiplantae; Streptophyta; Magnoliopsida; Celastrales; Celastraceae
Exons: 1
Coding region: 323-466 (47 amino acids)
Biological process (GO): negative regulation of cell population proliferation
Source: RefSeq, a predicted model, not a curated record